Messenger RNA from Daucus carota subsp. sativus, 1668 nucleotides. RefSeq names its product BTB/POZ domain-containing protein At5g17580. Bases 1 to 1668 code for a protein of 555 amino acids. The transcript has 4 exons. Lineage: Eukaryota; Viridiplantae; Streptophyta; Magnoliopsida; Apiales; Apiaceae. The record is from RefSeq and is a predicted model, not a curated record. Gene Ontology annotation, molecular function: protein binding.
AUGGCCAGCAAACAUCACAUAGAAUCGUCUUCCAGGAUACCGGCAUCUGAGUAUACGAAAGAUCUCCGGAUUUGUGUAUGUGGGGAGCCUUUUAGGUUGAACUCGGGAGUUAUGGCUUUGAGAUCUGCUAAACUAGAUAAGCUGCUCAAGGAGAAUCAUGUAGAAGAAGUUCCUCGUUUACUCAGAGACAUCCCUGCUGACCCCAAGACAUUCGAGCUUGUUGCAAGAUUCUGCUAUGGUUAUGAAAUCAGUAUCACAGCUGAAAAUGUCAUCCAUGUCUGUUGCGUUGCAAAUUACCUUGAAAUGACAGAGUCCCACAGCUUGAACAAUCUUUUGGUAAAGGCUUUUACUUUCUUCAAGAAGGAUGUCAUUCCUUUCUGGAACAGCUCCGUGAGAGCCCUCAAGAGCGCGGAAAAUGUUCUGCAACAAGUACUGCAUCUUGGCCUGGUUGAUGCAUUGAUUGAAUCUAUUAUUGAAAAGGUGCUAGCUGAUCCAUGCUUGCUUGGAAAACCAAUCAAAUCUCUGACAUUCGGCGGUGAUGGAGAGAGGGAUGAGGACCUGUACAGACCUAGUGCAAGGAGGCGGCUUUUUGGUUCUAAUUUGAUAUCAGAAGAUUUGGCAACACUGUCUGUGCAGCUCUAUGAGCCGAUAAUUCAGGAGAUGACUCUUCACCAAGUCCCUUCAGAGUAUGUGGUUGCAUCUCUCUGUCAGUAUGUUGAAAAUUGGGUCUCUGCCACUUCACGAGUGGACGAUGACAAGUCAUUUAGCAAGAAGAUGUCUCAGAGGGAAGCCAUAGAAGCAGUGCAGAGACUAUUACCACAUGAAUGCAGACUGCUUCCAUGUAAUAUAUUGUUUGAAAUGUUCCAAUUCGCCAUAGCUUUAGAAGCUACCACAGAAUGUAGAAAUGGAUUCGAGGUCAGAAUCGGAAAGCAGCUAGAUCAGGCAACUGUCAAGGAUUUGCUAAUACCUAGUUUUGGGUACGCUAGAGAACAAGAGUAUGAUACAGAUUGCAUAAGACGGAUUCUGAAACAUUUCUAUAGUAAUCUCUCUAGUCCUCACAAUUCUUCAAUGUUAAAGGUAGCUGAACUUGUCGAACAGUAUUUAGCAGAAGUGGCUAGUGAUGUUAAUCUUAAGAAAAGUACGUUUAUGUCGCUUGCAGAAAUGGCCUUUGCAGCAUCAGUAGAAACACAGAGACUUUCAGAUGGUUUAUACAGGGCAAUAAGUAUAUACUUAGACCACCACACAUAUUUAACAGAGUAUGAAAAAGAAGACGUAUGCAAGCUGCUAGAUUGCAGCAAGAUGUCUCCUGAAGCCUGUGAGCACGCCGCAACAAAUAAGCGACUGCCUCUAAGAAUAGUGGUCAAUGUGUUGUUUGUGCAUCAGUUACACCUGAGAGAGACCAUUGUGAAAGAGGUGAAUAGUCCGGAUGAAGGAUUACUAAAGCCAAUUGAGGAAGAAAUUUGGAAGGGUGAUGGUGCUAGUAAGGACAGAGCAAUGGUGGAGAUGGAGAGGAUGAACUGCAAAGUGAGAGAGUUGGAGAAAGAAUGUUCAGCAAUGAAGGAAGAAAUUUGGGGUGUUUUUGAUAGCAGGGUGAAAAGGGAGAAAGGUGGGGUGUGGAGAGAAAUGAAGAGGAAGUUCAGGUUUACUGCGAAUAAUAAUGAGGAUUAA